AAGAUCUGGCUACUAAAAUUAAUUUAAGACAAACAUUGAGCAAAAGAGACACAUGCAUCGACGUUUCGGCAACGCCAUGCAGCGAACUCAACAGGAACAAAAGCAGUUGAAGCUGCAGCAUCACGAACAACAGCAGCCGCAGGCGCACCAGCAGCAUCAUCACCAUCAUCAUCAGCAUAGCAGUAACAGUAACAGUAACAAUAGUGGAACGCGCAUCGCUGGAAGCAGCAGUACCACACCCACAACAACAACAACGAAUGCAGCUGGUGGCGGUGGAGCUGGAGCCGGAGCAUUGGAGAGCACACCGCCACGAACGCUGGCGCUGAAUCGGAACUAUUGUGCCUCGGAUACGUCGGGAGAGCACGAUGGCGAUACGGAUUAUCCAGAUUCGCGUUACGAGUGUGCCAUUUGCAUUGACUGGCUGAAUGAGCCGGUGGUGACAUCGUGCGGUCAUCGCUUUUGCAAGAGUUGCCUCAGUGACUGGCUGCAGAAUCAUAAUCAGUGCUGUCCGCUGGACAACAAGCAGCUCUCGGCGGAGAAGGACAUCUUUCCCGACAACUAUACACGUCGUGAGAUUGAACAGAUUAAGCACAAGUGCCCAAAUUCGCCACACGGGUGUGCUGUCAUCGCGUCACCCAUUGAGUUGCAUAAGCAUUUGCCCAGCUGCCCGUAUCGACGGCAACAGCAGCAUCAGCAACCGCUCGAGGAGAAGUGCCCCUUUGCUAGUAUUAAAUGCGAUUUUGUUGGUCGCCCGGAGACAAAUCAAUUGGAGGAGCAUCUGAAAACGGACAUGCCGCAUCACUUGCAGCUCAUGUUGCAGGCCCAUCAACAGACCGCCAUCGCCACAUGGCAGCCGCAAAAGCUGAGCACUGGCAGUGGAACGCUGGAGAAUGGUCAUAAGACUGGUCAGUUGCCACCGCCGCCGCAAUAUGCCAAUGCUGUCGACGAACAAAUCGUUCAGACAAUGUAUCAGCGUAUCGUUGUGCUGGAACAGCGCACCAGGGAGCAGGAGUCCCACAUCGAUAACAUGAAAGAGCAGCUGCGACGACAGCAGCCGAUCGAUGCUCGCUACAGCAACGGCACCAUCGUCUGGCAUAUUGAGGAGCUGAGCGCUUUGGUUGAUCGCCUGCGCGCCAAUGCCAACAAUCAGGCAUAUUCGCAUGAAUGCUAUACAUCGCCGUAUGGCUAUAAGUUCUGUGCCCGCUUGAAUAUACAGCCGAGGAAGCCGCAUGUGCUCAGUUUGCAUGUCCAUUUAAUGCAAUCGGAGAACGAUUUCCAUUUGGACUGGCCAUUCAAGGGGCGAAUCAAGCUGUGCAUGGUGCAUCCAGGCGAUGCGAGUCUCUCGCAGCAUGACACCAUCAUGACCAAGCCAGAGAUACUCGCCUUCCAUCAGCCGCGCGAGGCGAUCAGCACACGUGGCUUUGGCUUCCUCGAAUAUGCCAACAUAUCCAAUAUUAUGCAAUUGGGAUUCUGUGCCGACAAUCGACUGCUCAUCAAGAUUGAGAUCAACAUUGUUUAAGCAAAAUGUCGCAAGUCGGAGGCUAAACGAAGCAAUAUAGUACUUAAAAACAAUUGGCUCAAAUUACAUGCAUAUUUUUUAUA
This is a messenger RNA of Drosophila grimshawi, 1602 nucleotides long. RefSeq names its product TNF receptor-associated factor 6 (gene Traf6). The transcript has a single exon. Gene Ontology annotation, cellular component: plasma membrane signaling receptor complex. The record is from RefSeq and is a predicted model, not a curated record. Gene Ontology annotation, biological process: positive regulation of JNK cascade; tumor necrosis factor-mediated signaling pathway; regulation of canonical NF-kappaB signal transduction. Gene Ontology annotation, molecular function: protein binding. Bases 53 to 1519 code for a protein of 488 amino acids. NCBI's taxonomy places the organism in Eukaryota, Metazoa, Arthropoda, Insecta, Diptera, Drosophilidae.